Xiphophorus maculatus (southern platyfish) is the source of this 2561-nucleotide messenger RNA. Its product is annotated as neural cell adhesion molecule 1-like. Gene Ontology annotation, molecular function: transmembrane signaling receptor activity. Gene Ontology annotation, biological process: cell surface receptor signaling pathway. The transcript is spliced from 9 exons. The record is from RefSeq and is a predicted model, not a curated record. NCBI's taxonomy places the organism in Eukaryota, Metazoa, Chordata, Actinopteri, Cyprinodontiformes, Poeciliidae. Bases 109 to 1491 code for a protein of 460 amino acids.
AUUCUGUCGUGUCUCAGUCUCACAUCCUCCUGCUGCGGUUUGGCUCAACAGGAUGUUCUUAACUUCGCUCUGAGACGGACGGACAGAACGGCUUCAGCUGCAGACGAGAUGAACGCCGCCGCCGCGCCGCCGCUGCUGCUCUGUUUAUCUCUGAGCUUCAGCUGCUGCCAGACGGUUUCCUGCCACGACGCGCCCCGUCUCUCCUCCCUGGUCGUCUCCCCCAACCAGUCUCAGUUCUAUGAGUACGGUUCUGUCUCCCUCAGCUGUGAGCAGUUUGGACCGGACGGAUGGACGGUGUGGAGACAAACCGCAUCGGGGUUGCAGGUGUCUCCAUGUUCUGUGUGGGGAAGUCAAACCUCCUCCACCUGCACCAUCAGCACCCUGAAGAAGACGGACAGCGGCGUGUACUGGUGCGAGUCCAGACACCGAGACAGCAGCCACACCGUCAACAUCACCGUCACCAUUGGACAGGUGGUCCUGAUCGGUCCGGUCCUUCCUGUGACGGAGGGAGAUGACAUCACUCUGACCUGUCAACAUAAGAGCGCUCCAGGUUCAAACGCUGAGUUCUUCAAAGACGGAUCCAAGAUGGCGUCUGAAGGUGGCCUGAUCCUCCGUAACGUCUCCAGGGCCCAUGAAGGAGGCUACACCUGUAGAGUCAACGGCGUUUCAUCUGAGACCAGCUGGCUGCUCAUCAAAGAUGUGUCCAAGCCGGCGUCUCUGAGCGUGAGUCCGGACUCGUCUCAGGUUCUGGAGUAUCAGUCCUUCAGUCUGAGCUGCAGCAGCUCGGCUCCAGGAUGGACCAUCAGACGCUUCUCUGAGAACACCAGGAAGACGUCCAGCUGUGGGGGGGACUGGGGCGUCCUGUCUUCCUCUGUCUGCAGGCUGCAGACGGCCAAGAAGUCUGACAGCGCCCUCUACUGGUGUGAGUCUCCCACCAUGCAGCGGAGCAACACGGUUCAGAUUACCGUGUAUGACCGACCGGUGGUUCUGCUGAUCCCGGCUCUGCCUGUGGCGUCUGGACGAAACGUUAAUCUGACCUGCCUGACCAGGAGCCCGUCUGCUGCCUCGGCUGAUUUCUAUAGAAACGAUUCCUUCAUCGGGUCGGGAUCCUGGUCCUUCAUCCUGAGAUCCGUUUCCACGGACGAUGAAGGUUCCUACAGCUGCAGGACGGGAGGCGGAGUCUCUCCGCCUGGCUGGCUGUCGGUCAGAGCUCCUCCAGAUCCAGAUCCAGAUCCAGAUCCAGAUUCUUCUUCUUCUUCUCCUCUUCGCUCCAUCCUGUGGAAAAUCCUCUACGCUCCGGUUUCCAUCUUUUAUUUCAUCCCCACCUGCGUCUUCAUCUACAAGCUCAGACACAGAGCCACAGGCUGGAGCCCAGCGGGCCGGACCAGAACCUCUGGACCCAGACGAGCCGCAGAAGAAGAAGAAGCAGCAGCAGGUGGAGACGACUAUGACGACGCCAUGGCUCCUGUCACCACUCAGCAUCAUUUCUGAAUCUGGUUUAAUCUCUGAACGUUUUCCUGUCUGUGUCGUUUGUUUCUAUAUAAUCUGUAUGAAGAACAAAGAAUAAAAUUAUUUUUUUAUUAGUUUCUUAACUUUCAUGGUUCAGGAAGGAAACUGAGGCCAAAACGUUCCUAGAAAUGUUCAUGUUCAUUAAUAAAUGCUUAAAGUUCAGUUUCAUAACUAAAUUAUGAAAAACGGUUUAACUUUGUGGAGCUAAAGGGAUAAAAACAGAACCGGUCCGGUCCAGGUGGACCAUCAGAACCAGUCUGGCUCCAGUCUGGUUGACAUCCAGUUUCCAGACUCAUUAAUAAUCCUAGGUAAUAUUUAUGCUUACUGUAACAUUUCCAAACAUAAAGAGCUUCAAUUAUUGAAUUAAAUAUCAAACAACUUAAGCAUUUUAGUUUUUCCUACUAAACAGAAUAAAUAUUUGGUGGGAUUAGAAUCUGAUUAUUGACCACAAACAAAUUCACAAAAACCCGAUUUGAUCUGAUUUCUGUAACGAUUUGGGAAUUAUUGACUUAUGGAGAGACAAACAUUAAAAUAAAUCAGUUUUCUUGGUUUAAAUCAGACGCAUUGAGCAGAUCUAGAAUAGAUUUAUGGCUGGGAACAGAUAAUAUUCUCAAACUAACAUCAGACUGUAAUAUGUCUCCAACUCACUGCAGCUUUAAUUUAUUAAUUAUUCCUUUUCCUGACAGUUUGAGACAUGAAGGGUUCUGGAAAUUUAAUGCAAAUCUUUUAAAAAUAUGAGCAGGAAAAUCAAAGAACUAGUGAAAAAGAUUCAAUAAUAACCUACACCUAAAAUAUAAGAUACAAGCUUACUCUGUAUCGUUUAGCAAAACCUUAAAGAAUCAAUGACCUGCAGAAGUAAAGUUAGUUAAAGAGUUAAACCUGUUGUGUGUUAAACAAUAAUAACCUUCUGACCUAAAAUCUAAAUUAGAUUCAAUCUGUGAAGGAAAAGAGAAAAACUAGUUUAUAUAGCAAGUUAAAAACACAAUCAGUCCCUUAUUAACAAACCAAACUGCUACUGGAAAAUUAAUUAGAAACUUUUAUCAAAACCUUAA